AUGUAUGCAAGAAUUAAUAGCUAUGAAUGUCCUGUGGCUCUGAAACCACCUAUGGUAAAACAAAUUAUGUCAAAAGAUGGAACUUCAACUGCGCAUAUUCAGCCUAAUCGUAAAAAUAGAAAAAAAAAUAACAUAAAAACUAUUUUAGAAAUAUCUAAUUACUUUGAAUGGAGUUGGCCAAUUGAGAAGCCACAUGCAGGAUUUAUAUGCCCACAUCCAUUAUCUGGUUUUGGAAAACCAAAUUAUAUUUCACUUGCUCAAAUCUACAAACUACUUAAAUCAGAUAUUGAACAACUGCAACCUGAAUAUUCAAAUUAUAUGAUACCUUAA
Molecule: messenger RNA, 330 nt
Organism: Dentiscutata erythropus
Lineage: Eukaryota; Fungi; Glomeromycota; Glomeromycetes; Diversisporales; Gigasporaceae
Source: the annotation of a GenBank genome assembly